AUAUGCCGUCACGGCUCGAGAGGAAAUGACGCCUUAUUGCGCAUGCGUCGUACAAAUGAAGUAACCUGGACUGUUUUUUUAAACUUCCGAUGGUUGUGACACGAAGUAGAAACCAUAGUGCCCGCUGUAGAAAUAAUGUACUGACAGCGCUUGUCAUUCGCGCAUCCGCUUUACUGCGCAUGCGCGACUGGCGGUUCGCGAUUGCGCCAAAGGGGAGAGGAUGUUGCUACUAGCCAGUCUAGAUGCAGUGUCGUUUUGACAACAAUAACAUCAUCAAAACUCGGAUCUUUGCUCACCUUUUUAUUGGAUUAUAUUGCAAACGCUUCUGGAAUUCGUACAACUUGGCUCGCGUUGGCUUAUUUGGUAGCUGUGUUUUAGAACUACCUUCUCUGUUUACAAUGGAAGCGGAGGGCUUUGCAGAUUUACCAGGCUCAUUUUUGCAGGAGCAGAAACGAGAAUCAUGGCUGGCCAGCUAGGCCGCAGACGGAGCUUUUGUGGCGAACAACGGGCGUAUUUGCAUACAAGAUACGCCAUAUUGGAUUGCUCUUACCGCUAAAAGGUGGCGCAAAGAGUCGAGUGUUUUUACCUGCAAUUGUCCUUUUUUGUUGUUGUGAGGUACAGAAGAUAAGGUAGCGCGUAGCUAGCUCCGCAACCUUGACUGGUUGACGUCGUCGUUAGCUCAUUAGCCGGCUAACGAGUGCUAGCGUUUCUUGGGCAGCAGUCAGUUGUCCAAUUCAAUUAAAAAUACACCGAGGCACAUUUUUGGAUCGACACUCAUUGUCGGGUUGUCAGUAAUAAUAAGGAUCGCCUUUAAAUUGGUUAAUUUUGCUCUGGAUGAAUGUGGGACAAAAUGGAGACCCCGACCAUUGUGUACGAUUUGGAUACGUCUGGGGGCUUGAUGGAGCAAAUUCAGACACUUCUGGCUCCCCCGAAGUCUGAGGAAGUCGAAAAGAGAAGUCGGAAGUUGGGGAGAGACGUCCGGAGAAGCGGAAGGGCCACAAACCACGACACCUGCGAUAGUUGUAGAGAAGGAGGAGAUUUGUUAUGCUGUGACCACUGCCCUGCAGCUUUCCACCUUCAAUGCUGCGACCCACCGCUGAGUGAAGAGAUGCUUCCUCCAGGAGAAUGGAUGUGUCAUCGCUGCAAUGUUCGAAAAAAGAAGCGAGAGCAAAAAACAGACCAGACCAAUGGCCUGCUGGAAAAAUCCUCUGCUAAGCGAGCUUCCUCUCCAACUAUGGAGUUGGAGCUUGGUGCUGGUCCACUGCGUCUUGAUGGCCUUCCUCCAGGGGCUGGAGCAGCCGGGCCUGGUCUUCGAGUGGCCCAGGUACGCCUCUUGGACCGUAGGAGUAGCAGCAGGCCUAGCAGCCGGCCAGGCACACCUACUUCCAAUAGUUCGUCGACCCCUACGCCCUCAGAGGAGCAGAAUGAUGGUGAAGAGGAGGUAGCUGAGCCUGACGAUGAUGUUCAGGGCACCGAGCAUGAGAGCUCUGCAUUAUCAUCUCCAACCCCGCGUCUUCUUAAGAGGCCCUUUCAGCUACUCAUAGCAGCUGCUAUGGAGCGAAAUCCUACACAAUUCCAGCUACCAAGUGAACUUACGUGUACCACUGCGCUGCCAGGCAGCAGUAAACGACGAAAAAGGGAAGAAUUACUUGGAAGGCCAUAUAGACGACCGCAAUAUGAACUGGAUCCUAACGGUCUGGUACCAUUACCAGUCAAAGUCUGUUUUUCAUGCAACAGGAGUUGCAGAUUGGCUCCCUUGGUACAGUGUGACUAUUGUCCUCUCCUGUUCCACACCGACUGUCUGGACCCACCACUUACAGCUUUACCUGUUGGAAAAUGGAUGUGCCCAAAUCAUGUUGAACAUUUAGUGCUAAAUCAAAGGAACCUUAGCCUGUCUAGUCGGUGCCAGCUUUUUGAUGAGUUUCAGGACAGAAUGUCCCAACAUGCUGUCAAGUUAGACUUCCUACGUCGGGUCCAUCGGCAGUUUUCACCAAAAUCUAGGACCACUCUGCAGUGCAAAAAAAGGACUAUUAAGGUGCCAGAUGCCAUCAAGUCUCAGUACAGGAAUCCGCCCUCCAUUCUACAUCCUGCAGGGGUGCGCCAGUUGGAGCUGGUUUGUAGUGGUGUCCCCGAACACCAGUCCGCAAAGUACCUCACCACAGAAGCUGAACAGCAGGAGUGGCUUCAGGACGUCAUUGCCCUCCAGUGCAGCAUCCUGCGACACUUGUCCACCAAGAAAAUUACACCUACAACGUCAUCACAGGACUCUGAAAAUAAAGACAGGUGUAAAACUUGUACAACACCAAUGGGCCUAAGAACUCAACCCUCUUUACAAAUACCUCCUUCUCCUGGUGCUGACUCUAAACUCUGCAGUACACCUGGUGACCCCCAGGGGUCCUCCUCAACACAGGAUACUGUAGCACAGCAGGUUGACUCAAAACCCUGCCAGAACUGUCGGAAACACAAUGGACCGCUCCCAGAGGAACCUCACCUUUCCAAAGCAAAUGGACCGUUAGACUGUAACAGUGAGUGUCAGAAUUGUGAGCAGACAGUCCCACAGCACAGACUAAAACCCUGCACCAACGUGUCUGACACAGUUGCUGCCACUGACCUGAUAAACCAUGUAGGAACUGAAACACUCAAAAAGGAGCUUGAGAUAUCUCCAGCUCACACUGUAAAACACAUCCCUGUACCUAAAACAACAUGCUCUGAAACCAAGCAGCAGAAUCAUAUGGUUCAGGCAGCGCUUCAGAUGGAGUGUAUGGGCAACAACAUCAAAUCCUCUGACUCCAUUACCAGCCAAGAACAAGAUACAAGCAACAUUGAAUCGUCAUCACCAACUCCAGAUGUGAAGAGUGGGCUGGGACCGGCAGACUCAUUGAUAUCCAGUUCACUCUCCUCCAUCUCUAAUCUCUGCAUUAAAGAUUGCAUGGAUGAUAAAGGAGAGAUCGAGCUAGGCAAGCUUGAUAUAGAGAUGAUCAAGUUAUUGGCAUGGCAGAGGAUCCAGCAGUUAUUCCCUUGUAAAGCCCCUAGGUCUCUACCUACAGACAUCAACGACGCUUCCAAACCCCCUGCAUCUCUCCGUGACUCUCAGAAGAAGCUUCAGGCUCGAGCAGUCUUCUACCCACUGACAGGAAAAGGAAAGGCUGUCAGCAUGUGCUAUAGGACGUUGUACAUAGGAUCUGGUGCUGACAUGGAUGUUUGCCUUCCUAACUAUGGUCAUUGCAACUUUGUAUCAGGGAAACACGCCUGUAUAUUCUAUGAUGAGAAUACCAAGCAUUAUGAGUUGCUUAACUACAGUGAGCAUGGCACCACAGUGGACAAUGUCCUUUACUCCUGUGACUUCUCUGAAAAAGCGUCCCCAUCUCCACCUAGCGGGCUCGUGUCUAAAGUCCAAGGCAUCAUUCGUCGCAGCAAGAAGUGGGUGAAGGACGAAGAACCCCCUGUUGCGGGAUUGCUUCCAGCUGGUGGGGUGAUGAGCAGCCACCCCCAAGGUGGCUUGGAGCAUUCGUGCAGCUGUAAGGCAAGCAGUUCAAGCAUGAUUGGAGGAAGCGGGGCAGGGUGGGAGGGCACUGCCAUGCUCCACCACGGUAGCUACCUCAAACUCGGAUGCCUCCAGUUUGUGUUUAGCAUCACAGAGUUUGCUAGUAAGCAGCUGAAAGAGGAAAACAGCGUCACGCCUGAGACCUGCAGCAGCGGCGCUUUUAGCCUCACGCACACCACAAUUCUGCCACCUCCCCGCAACACUGCCACAGCCAGCAGCCCCUCCAGUCAGGAUGAGAUGGAGACCGUACCUUCUGACCAACUACUCAUGCUGAACUCCAACUAUGUCCCAUAAUUCAAAAGAGGAAAUAAUCCCCUCACUGCGUUUUUGUUUUGCACCUUCUAAGAAACAGCAACUGUAAAGCGGCACAGUUGACUCGUGGACAGGGAUUUAUUAUUUUUUUCCUUUUAAAUAAAGGUCAUUGUUAAUGAUUUAUCUAUUUGCAUGAACCUGGGAGUAUAAUUGACAAUCUCUUCUAUUUUUUACAUGACUGACAUCAAAUUUCCGUUCACGCUAGACCGACUUUGUGCAAAAAGUAUUAGUCUAUGCUCAGUUCUUUUGCCAGUAUGUUAUGUAUGAUGUAACCUUUCUUUGUCAGUCUGUCUGUUUAGCACAAAUGUCUCAUUUUAUUGUUUUGACUUAAAUGCAUUCUUAUUUCUUAGGCUGCCAUUGCCACAGGUAGCUCUAUUUGUAUGACAAAAGUACACUACCGUUGGAAAAUUUAGGGUCAUCUAGAACGGUCUUUAACGUGUGUGUUUGUCAAUGACCAUUGAAAUGUUUGGCUGGGUCACUCAUAAAUGCUCUUAUUUUGAAAGCCAAACAUGCUGUUUUUAAAGGAUAGUAACACUAUAUUGAUUUCAAAUACAGUCUAGAUUUGUUAAUAUGGUAAAAGAUGUUUUUCUUUUAAAAGUGAGGGCAUUUCUAGCGACCCCCAAAUGGUAGUGUACGUGCUCAUAUGCUAUGUACAGCUGUAAAUACGUAUGAGCCAAUGCCUCUCAAUUGGAGCAGUGUUGCAUUUCACAUGUAGUCACCAUUUUUUGGCUUUUAACUGUACAGACCAUAAAAUUUGUGAUACUGUGUAGACUACCAGAGAUUUUGUGAUAAACCUUGUUCAUAUUACUCUGCUAUAAUCCAUCUGUAAAUACGCUGUGAUUUUAGCACUCAUUUUAACAUCGUGUGCUGCUCUGUAAAUAAGCACUCUUUCUGUAGCUUCUCAUCUUCUCAUAACUGUAAAUACAUAAAGAUUUUCUAAGUACACGCUCACUGAAUCUGGUGGCCC
This is a messenger RNA of Corythoichthys intestinalis (scribbled pipefish), 4823 nucleotides long. RefSeq names its product PHD finger protein 12b (gene phf12b). Gene Ontology annotation, biological process: negative regulation of transcription by RNA polymerase II. Gene Ontology annotation, cellular component: Sin3-type complex; nucleus. The coding region runs from base 839 to 3838 and encodes 999 amino acids. The transcript has 15 exons. Gene Ontology annotation, molecular function: transcription corepressor activity; protein binding. Lineage: Eukaryota; Metazoa; Chordata; Actinopteri; Syngnathiformes; Syngnathidae. The record is from RefSeq and is a predicted model, not a curated record.